CCGCCCUCAGAGGCCCCGGCGGCGCCGCAGCAGGGAGGCAGCGGCCGGCGGGCGGCCGGGCCGAGCCCCGCAGCCCCCGCAUGGAGCCCUAGGGCGGCGGGCAGCAUGUUCAGCCCGGACGGGGGGCUGCCGGCCGCCCCCUUCGGCCUCCUCCCCGACGCCGGCCCGCCCUUCCCCCGCGGCGGCUUCGACGGGGCGGCCGCCCAGCCGCUCUUCUUCCCCUUCGCCGCCGAGCCCGAGGCUGCCCGCGACCCGCCGCCGGCCCGCGCCUGGCUGCCCCCGCCCGCCGGGCCGCCCGCCAAGGCGGAGGCGCGCCCGGGCCGGCCCUGCCGCCAGCCCUCGCCCGAGCCCCGCGCCGCGGCCUGCUGCGGGCCGGCCUGGCCCGCCCCGCCCUGGGCCGGGCCUGCGCCCCCCGGCGCCGCCAACGCCGCCCUGCCCGGCCCGCCCUUCCCCGGCCCCGCCGCCUCUUUCCCCGGCCCCCCGCUCUGCCCCGCCGCGCUGCAGCCGGGCGCCGGUGGCCCGUCGGGGCUGGGCAGCAGCGGCAGCUCCAGCGGCGCCGCCAGCGAGGGCGGACACUCCAGCGACAGCGGCGACGAGGAUGCGCCGACCUCAGAAGAGCUGGAGCAAUUCGCCAAGGACCUCAAGCACAAGCGCAUCAUGCUGGGUUUCACCCAGGCUGACGUGGGGCUGGCUCUGGGCACCCUCUACGGGAAGAUGUUCAGCCAGACAACCAUCUGCCGCUUUGAAGCGCUCCAGCUCAGCUUCAAGAACAUGUGCAAGCUGAAGCCACUGCUGCAGCGUUGGCUCAAUGAGGCGGAGAACACGGACAACAUGCAAGAGAUGUGCAAUGCAGAGCAAGUGUUGGCCCAAGCCCGGAAGAGAAAACGCAGGACCAGCAUCGAGACCAACGUAAAGGGGACGCUGGAGAGCUUCUUCCGCAAAUGCGUGAAGCCCAGUCCCCAGGAGAUCUCCCAGAUCGCUGAGGACCUCAACCUGGACAAAGAUGUGGUCCGUGUCUGGUUCUGCAACCGGCGUCAGAAAGGCAAACGGCUGCUGCUGCCCUUUGGCAAUGAGGCGGAGGGGGUGAUGUACGACAUGAACCAGUCCCUGGUGCCCACCAGCCUGCCCAUCCCGGUGACAUCCCAGGGCUACAGCCUGGCCCCCUCCCCUCCUGUCUACAUGCCGCCCUUCCACAAAGCCGAGAUGUUCCCUCAAGCGCUGCAACCUGGGCUUUCCAUGAGCAACAGCAGCCACUGAACCGGGAGCUGCGGGGGCUGGCGAUGGUGCCGCCCCAACACCGCGGCCGGGUUGGCUCUCUGGGGGCAGCUUCCCCCCCCUUCACCCUAAGAAGGCACGGGUAUGGCCCUGCUCCUGCUCUCAGGCCCUGCCUCGGCACUCGCUGGGCUGCCUUAGGGCUUUUGGGGCAGAAGGGGCAGGCGGUUGCUCCCAGCCCUUCCCAGUUAUGUGAGUUUACUGGUCCCAGCAGCGUCGACCACCCUCUGACCUCUCCUGGGGGGCAGCUGCUCCUGCCCCACUGCACCCCACAGAAGCCAUGCAUGCCCGGGGCACUGAGUGGAGCUGCCUGCACUCAGCUCCAGUCCAGCUGAGCCAUUCUCCUGCAAGACCCAGAAAAAAAGUAUUUUUUAGAUUGUUUUUUUUUUUUUGGGGGGGGGGAGGGGGGUGGUUUUAUUUUUUUAAAUGGUUUUUGGUUGUAGUUUUUGAAAAGCAAAAAUCUUUGUAGUGAUUACUAGUUUCCCAGGUGCCCCCUCCCUGUCCUGUAGAGCAGGGCUGGGGCACUGGGCCAAGGGCUGGGGUCCCUGGCUGCUCUGCCCACCCUACCAGGCAGCCAGGGCAAGCUGAAGACUGGAGUGUGGAGCAGGAGGUGAACCCUCCAGCCCCAUGCCCCAUGGCACAGGAGAGCUUCACCCAUCUGUGGGCAAUCUGGCAGGGCUUGUUUUGGAGGGGGGGGGUCGGGUUGUCACUGGCCCUUGUGCCCAGCAUCACCCCAUGUCCCCCACACCCUCUCCACUCUCUGCCCCAGCCCUUGUCCCUCUGCCCCAGCCCAGCUGCCCAAGGACCAUCUUUCCCCGGGGGUCCCAGCCCAGGGGAGCCGACACUGUCCUGUCCAUGCUGCUAGCCACCCCCGUGCCUUUGAGCCUGCUGUAGUUGAUGAUGAUUUAUUUUUUUCUUAAUCAUAUUCCCUCUGGCAAUGAAAUAAAUCUCAGUUCUUUGGGGCA
Molecule: messenger RNA, 2237 nt
Organism: Phalacrocorax carbo (great cormorant)
Lineage: Eukaryota; Metazoa; Chordata; Aves; Suliformes; Phalacrocoracidae
Source: RefSeq, a predicted model, not a curated record